GAAUAAGUGAGUACAUUUUGGAGCAGGAGCCUGAAAGAGAGCCUCAGAGAGCCUGUGGGUUGAGGGUGAACUGCGUCCCUGCUCAGACACACGGCAACUCCGGGGAGGAGACCUGUCUGAGUCCGGCCCCACAGGUGUCUGUUUACGGGGACCGAUGCGAGUUGAAGGUUUCCAGUUUACCACCGUCAGAGCGAACACUGAUUAGAACCGGAGCGCUGCAACACAACCUAUGACCCGACUGGGAAAAUUCUCAGAAACAUGUAUGAGCCCCGGUACUAUGACAGCCCCCCUGUGUACAGUCCUCCGUACAGCACCACCUCCCACAGUCUCUACCCCCCAAGAAGCGUCCAUUCCCCUCAGAGUCAGUAUGUCUCCUAUGCCCACCAGCCUCCUCCUGAUUCCUACUACAUGGAGGGGCAGCCGCAGCACUUCUACAGGUGGUUCUCUCCCCCGGGUUUUGUUAAAACCUUCCAAGGAACCACAGCCCUCAUGUGCUUCAUUAUCUUUGCCUGCGUGGCUUCAACGCUGGUGUGGGAUAUGAAUGGGUUUGGGUACGGGGGUUACGGUGUUGGGGACGCGGUCUCUGUGGGCGGAGCCGGCUCGGGCUAUUAUGGAGGCAGCUACGGCUACGGUGGCUCCUAUAUGACACCGCAGUCAGCCAAGGCAGCGAUGAUUUCCAUGGUGGCCAUCAACUUCCUGGUUUCACUGAGUUUCCUGGUGGGAAGUUUUUCCAGGUCCCGGAUGAUGCGAGGGUGCAGGUUCUACCUCACCAUUUUCAUCUCUGACAUCAUCCUGGCUGUUUUUCAGGGCAUCAUUGAUAUCAUCUUUGUGAUUGGGGUGAACCCCAUGUCUCAGAGCUCACAGAGCAUGCUGUAUAACCCCAUGCUGAGGAUGUGUCAGAACAUCCAGGGGACCCCGAGUCUGAGUGGCAGCGUGGGGGCCAGUUUCCCUGGAGGCUUUCCCCUGUACAAUCAAUACCUUUACCACUAUUGUUUCAUGGACCCCGAGGAGGCAGUGGGGCUUGUUCUGGGCCUGCUGGUGGUUGUAGCUCUGUCUAUUUCUGCUUACUACGCCUACAAGACCCGCAGCAAGAUUUGGCGCCAUGGAAAAUCAAACAUCUUGUGGGAUGAGCCGAUGGUCAGGCUGUCAGACGGGCAUGAUGUUCUGGACUGGGUGAACCACAUUGGGGAGGCGCGCAGCACCCAGCAGGCGCCCACCGUUGUGGUGUCAGAGCGCGCGGCGCCUGACCUGAGGGCGGAGAACAGCGGCGGCCACAGCGAAGGGCACAAGGAAGCUGAUGCUUGUCUAAUCUCCAGUUCCUGCACAGAGAACAGCGCCAGGCACGACACUGAGCCUGUCUACCAAAACACAAGAGCCACGGUUUGUUCCAGCAGCUCCUACGAGACCGACAGCGUGAGGAAGCUUCCUCUUCAUCACACCAACAACAGGGAGCCUCCUCUUCAUCACAACAACAAGCGGCCGCAGAAACAGCUCACAGAACCCACGCCUGCUGCUCAGCUGGCGGCCGAGUCCCAGUACGAAACUGGUUACACCUCAGGGGACACUGGUAAUGAGCUGGACUGGGACCAGAGAGAUUACCUGUACAGGAUGUACCCGGCCAUAACCACAGAUGAGCAGCGUCGCCAGUACAAGAGAGAGUUUGACUCGCAUCUGGCCCACUACAAGAGGCUCUGCUCUGAGAUGGACCAUGUCAGUGACCAGGUGCACAAACUGAGCCGAGAGCUGGACACGCUGGACGAAGGCUCCGUGAGGUACCAGAGUGUAGCAGAUGAAUACAACUGGCUGAAAGACCUGAAAAAGACGGAAGACUGUCAGGCUAAGAAGAGAAAAAGCAAAGAACUUCGAAGAAAACUUUUCCACAUCAAACAUCUGGUGAAAAUCUACGAUCAAGGCUUCUGUUAAAGAACCUCCUGAGAACACAUCGGCCCUUUGGAGUUUCUUUCAGCCGACAGAACCAAAACAUGUCACCAGUGAACGUAGGGCGACGAGUGAAAGACUUACCAUAUAGUUUGCAUGAAUACACUUGAGUUGUCACACGUUGCUGUUUAUUUGGCAUUUACCAUACAGGUAAAAGUACCACAUUUUCUAAAGAAACUUUGACGCGACGUCAUGUUUGAUUCUUUUAAUAACAGCCAUAUACAGGAGAUCUGAAGUCUUAGGAAACCCAGAAACCGAUUAAAAAAAAAAAAAAAAUUCAGUCCUCUAAAACAUGGCUGAGCAUUUAAACAGGCCCAGCAGGAGAUCAGGAAGAAGGGUUACAAAUGUUAAAUGUUUCACCUACAAAUGACGGUUUCAAAAAACACAAAAGAAGAAAAACGAGAGAAUGUGCAGUUUACUACAAUGGCGUGUUAGGGCAAUUAUAGGUAGAAAAAUAAGGAUUAAAUUUCUGGCAAAAAACUGAAAUUUUGAUAUCAGAAAUUUUCUGGGGGAAAAACCCUGUAAAUUUCAUAAAUGUCCUUUUUUUCUAGAAAAUUUGAGAUUAAUCUCAAAAUUUCAGUUUUUUGCCAGAAAUUUACUCAUUUUUUCUAUUCUAAUGGCCCUUAUACACCAUCAUAAUUUAGUCCUCCAUCACGUCAUCUGUAACCUGCUUCCUGAACUAAUCACAUGAGGUAAAUCCAAUAGGACCAGGCUCUCUGUUUCAACUCAACUCAAACAGUGGGGCAUUUCCUUUUUUUUGUUUUGGCAUCGACUCUGAUCCAUCAGCUCCAUCCCCCCCCCAGCUCAAGCUCUGUUCUCGUUCUGUUGGCUUCCUUCAUGUUUCAGUGGAGGUAUUUUCGUCUCAUAGAGAAAACAAGCAUUUAGGAGGUACAAGUUAAAGGAAUACUUUAAUGUUGAAAUCAAACUUGAUUAAUAGUGUAAAUGAGGAAAAAAAACAUCUCGACAUCAGAGAACCAAAAACAACAUCUGAACAUGCAAAAA
Messenger RNA from Xiphophorus maculatus (southern platyfish), 2940 nucleotides. RefSeq names its product occludin-like (gene ocln1). Gene Ontology annotation, cellular component: transcription elongation factor complex; membrane. The transcript is spliced from 10 exons. The record is from RefSeq and is a predicted model, not a curated record. Gene Ontology annotation, biological process: snRNA transcription by RNA polymerase II; positive regulation of transcription elongation by RNA polymerase II. The coding region runs from base 259 to 1923 and encodes 554 amino acids. Lineage: Eukaryota; Metazoa; Chordata; Actinopteri; Cyprinodontiformes; Poeciliidae. Gene Ontology annotation, molecular function: cis-regulatory region sequence-specific DNA binding.